GUAGCGGCGCGCAAGAACUACUACCGCGAUCCGGCGUCAGCCACCGCGACUCCUGGUGCAGACGACUUGGGUCUCUUCGUCUUUGACACCGCAAUCAACAGCUCUUGGCAGCCGCGUGUGGGACUGGAUGGCCUAGUGUACAAAGUUCGAUUCCAGCAGCCCACAUCCUAUCCCGCGAGCAAUAAUCUAGAUGGGACGCUGCAACUCUCUACCGUGGUCGCAUCGGGAACUGCCACAGGGUCGUACUGGCUCACAACGUCGGAGAACAUCGUGGCGAACCGCCUCGACCUGAAUCUCCCGACUGGACGUUCUCCGAGCCUUGAGAUUGCCAGUGAUGUCGAAGCUAGGUGUGCCAUCGAUUGCGGGGGGACGGAUCCAGCAGCGAUGUGCGGGAACGCCGGGCAUUUGCUCUUCGGUUCCCCUGGUGGACCAAAUAGCGAAGGCAAUGCCGUGUUUCAGCUGAUGAAGAGCGCGACUCUGCGAGUGGACUUUGCGGAUCUUCGGAUCUACGAGAUUCGCUGCUCUUACGUGCCACCCGUUGACAAGACAGUCGCUGGAAUGUACCGCGCCACGCCCGUUGACGGCAUUCUCGUGGGUGGUUUUAAGAACAUUCCCAUCGCGUCCUCGACAAAUGGGACAAUCAAGAUUAUGGAUGUGUCGUGUCGACGACAACCCACAGUCCAAGAGAAUGCGCUUCAAGACAUCCUUGCGAGGCGGAUGCAAGCGGAGACAGCACGCGCGGGCGAGGACGUUUUUCAUUUGGAAGUGUCGAUGGAGGGGGAAACUUUGAUCAUGAGCCGUGAGACAACAUCGGCAUCCAGCGGAGGAACAUCAGGAGCGAAUUCGCCACAGCUGAUACUCGCUACUAAUGGAACAUCUGGCCUCACUCCGGUCAACUUUGCGCAGCCAGAAGUGAUAACUGCGAAAGAUGCUAUGGGCGAUGGUUUCCGCUUUGUUAGACUGAAGGAUAUUGACCAGGGCAUGUAUCUUUCGCUGAACUCACUCACGACGCCAACACUGGUCUGGUCCGCAAACCCCUCGUCAGCGUACUCGACAGACGAAGUUACGCAAAUGACGUUUCAGUUGAGAGAGCACGCGCUGGUUACAACAACCACGACCACUUCCACGACCAGCACGAUUACGGAGACGACAACCACGGCUACGCAAACAGAAACAGAGACGACCACGACGCAAACCAAUACCACUACUUCGACACAAACUGAAACACAAACCCGAACGCAAACCACAUCGACAACGCUGACACAAACAACGUCAACCAGGACUGUGACAACGACGACCCUAACCAUCACAGAGACUCGAACAGUGACGACCACAACAACGAGCACCACGUCGAGCAGCACUGCAACUACAACGACGGAGACUUCCACAGAAACAUCGACUUCAACGACUGAAACCACGACGACAUCAACAUUAACGACAACGACGACAACUGAAGACGUUGACGCCGCAGAUCCUGCGCUAGAUGUGACCGUGGGCUUUACUAUUAUGUGUAAAUUUAUCUAAUUCUAAAUUAUCUAUAAAUAUAUAAGAAUUGCACCUCCACCACCACCAAACAGCUGAUGAUCUGGAAGAAGAAGACAAAAAUACAGUUACAUUUACAAUGGUUUUAUAAAUAUGAUCUUCUCCCCCGACUCCGAGGCGCAUUUCCUACACUUCUAACACUAUGUCGGUUAUUCCAAGUAACGGGACGUCAGUUGCAAACACAGUUAAAAGUGCAGGCUUUCGGAACACGAUUGUCAAUACCGUCGUCACGUCCUAUGCAGCAUCCGGGACCACAGUUCAAGCCAAGAAUGUCAACGUCACCGUCGACGUUGACUCGAGUACCUUUUUAAUUCAUACAGAGACCGACGUCGACGCUGCAUCCGCCCGCGGCACCCCAGCAGAACAAACUGGUGACAGCUUCGUAGGGAGUGCUAUUACCACUGCCAGUGGUGGGAAACGUGCAGUUGAGAUAGAGUCAGGUGCAUCUGGAGAAGGACGUGCGCAAGGACUUGUUGGAAAGAGGAAGGCAUCUCGUAGGAGCAAUAACAUGCAUGAUUCGCCUGCAUCUUCAGUGAUGGAAGGUGGAGCUUCUCAGGCGGAAACACUAGGACACCAAGACGCGGCUGCCGGAAAAGAUUCGGCAGUUGUUGCGUUUGCGAAACUGGUGAAAGAAUCGUCCGGCUCGCAAAUAGCAAGCGAUGCUGAGGCUUCGUCUAGUCGUCGCGCUGUUAGCAUCAGUGUGACGGCUCAAAUUCGGCUUCCGUCCAACACUCCCGCGAUUGCUGCCUCACCAUCCCCAUCUACAUUCAGCAGGAGCUUGGCAAGCGCACAGAGUGCCGUCGGUUUGAGCAUCAAAGGCAUUAGCGGGUUCACGACGACCCACAAGCAUGAUCCGGCCUCCACGGGUUCUGGAUUGUCCCCGCUGCUUCCCGGAGAUGGAGCUAUGUCCCUCCGUUUACCAGCAGGCCAUUAUUGCGAGUUUCAGGAUAGACGCCACACGGGACGACGUGGGCCCUGCGGUCGUAUCCUAAUGGAACAGGAAGCAGUGCAGGGGACGAGCCCAGCCAGUCGUGGCUCACUAGGUUUACUCAACUCGAGAAAUCAAGGCAUAACACCGAAGCACGUAUCUGUUUACAACUGUGAAGAUGCGUGUCUCGGUGAGCCGAACUGCGACGCCUUCUUUACGGCAAGCCUUCAACAAAUAGUACUUACAUAUUAGAACGAGUACUAGAACAACGCAUGAUCAUAUGCCCUGUUUGUUUGAUCUUGAUGUUUAUUACAUUAUACAAGUACAACCCUUCAUCAUGAUCAUCUGCGGUGGUACCACUUAUUUUUUGUUUAUAAGAGCGCACCAAGGUCAAGGACAAGGUGUAUCUGCAUCCGUAGUUCCUUAUUUUCUUUAGCUCUUGUCGUUGUCCUGAUGUUUUUGUUGGAGUUCCUCUGCGCUCUUCUUCAUAGCGGCCCUCGAUCUACGUGCGUAUGAUUAUCCGAAUAGUAACGCCGUGCUCUAUGAGGACGAUCUCUGCUGCACGCUGUACGUGAAUUGCACCGGCCAGCACAUCAAAUAUCAGGAGCCGUCGGCGGAUUGGGAGAAGUUUCCCACGAACCAAGUGUUGUUCGCAAUGCUGGGGAGCCGUUUACUGGCCGCUCAAGAUGGAAUAAGUACAGAAAUAUCCAGUGGAAAUCUCACCAGUGCGCAACGGGUAGUGAAUCAUCCCAAAGCGCUUCUUCCCCUCAGUGGCCCAGCCACCGGCGUAAGCGGGCUUGCCGUAGCUUCUCAAGUUUCCACGCCUGCUCCGUCGAACAACGGGAGUAGUGUCAUCAUCGGAAGCAACAAUACGGGCGGUGGAGUUGUCACAUUUGAUCAUGAGGACUUUUUUCUGACUGAUGGAAAUGCAGGAUCGAGCGCCUCCCAGCAGCCACAAUUCUACACUAAGAUGAGUCAGUGGCUACUUUUUACUUUUAUUAACAUAUUUACUCUACACAUUCAUCGGAUAAUAUUUUCUACCAAAAUCAAUCCCAUUUACCACUCACCUUCUCCCGUCCUCUCAGUGUGUGCUUUUUGAUUGAAGGAUCCUCUGCAAGGGGAGAUUAGAGUUUAACUAAACACCGUCUAGUCCUUUCAGCAUUAUUUACUUAUUUCUCAUUCUCGUUACACUUACAGUAUCACUAUCAGAUGUACUUGGAUCUUGAUCUUCAUCUGCUGUUCUGUGGAAAAAAAAACACUAUGAGUACAUAGAGAUAGAGGAACAUUCAGAUUCAAUAUGCGAAUCAUCGUAGGUAUGAAAUUGCAAAUGCAAAAAAGAAGUAGCUCUAGCUUCCUAUUCAUAUUCUAAUCAAAGGAUACUUUUCGACGACCCAAGAAGAAGACUCCUGAGGCGGCUGCGAAUAUUCGACGUUCCAGAUAGUGCCACAACGGCUCACAUACACGAUGGUGACACUGAGGUCGCCAUUCUCAGUGGUAAUCGUAAUUGAGUAGUCAUCAAUAAUGUCUGUGGUACUUGGCACGAGAUUCAUUGCCCCCGUGGCUUGCGGUCGAGGGCUUUGACAAACUCAUUGUAUUCUUUGUCGCACAUAAAUUAUUUAUGAUAAAUAUUUAUAAAGUUUAGAUUUGGCAUGUUGAUGUUGACUCUCAGGUGACCCGAACACCACGACCAUGACGGAAGAAAUACUCUGGCCGAACCAGGAUAGCUAUUAUCUUAUCGCCGCCGACGGAACUGAUAUGCGUUUCGCUCCGGCACGUCAGGUUUCUGGCAUCGAGGUCAGGUCUAGGAAUGGUAAUCCGGUCGCUUUCCGCGGACUGCAUAUAGACUUACGGAUUGUGGGUGCCAUUCGUUCUCUACACGAUUGUCGUUGAUUUGGUAUGCCGGGUAAUUCAGGGAUCAGAAUAUUCAUCUUCAUUAUGAUUAUCCUAUCAAGGGAAAUAAAUCGAUACUCCUUCUCCAAAACCUCAAUUUCAUACUUGCUCUCAUAUCAGGCACCGACUUCAACCAGCGAAUUUAAAGGUUAUUAAGUAGAAGCUAGCUUAGUCUGUUGGUUGGAUGAUCGAAGCGAUUUCCACUGGAUCGAGUGAGGCGGCUACCUGGAUGGAUCCGCAGACAUGGAAAGACAAGAAAUUGACCAAUUCCAGCAGGUCGCCUCGACCCGGUGCCCAGAGCUUCGAUCCAACCAUCUACUUUAACUAGCUACUUAACUAUCUAGGUUAUACCAUAACCCGCGAGUCCAAAUGCCGGAACGAACGCAAGUUAAGGUUGUGGAGAAGGAGUAUGGAUUUUCCUUUGAUAUAUCCUGAACAAAGUAGAAGACAGACUUGAUGCUUCCAUAGCUGCUAGAGCUACACAACUACAUUCCAAGUUAGCUCAUCUAAUCGCUAUGCUCAAUGUGGACCUCAUUUCACAAGCAACGCGGGCAGAAUUUGACACGGUUGCGUCGAUGCUUCAGGGAGGCAAGCGGGUACCAGAUUUAGAAGGGUCUGUGUCCUCAACUCUCGACCGCAUUCGCUUGGUAUACGAGGGACUUCUAGUGGGUAAAACUGGUGGGGAAAGGUAAGCCGCAACAGCAAGCGUCUUCUGGAUUUUUUGAACAUUUCGUUUGUUAUUCUUUUCCACAGAUUUUCGUUUUGACAAAUUAAAUCCAAGAAGAAUUGCAACUAAGUAAGGUUAAACCCGGUUGUAUUUUUGUUUUUUCGAUACUUUUUUCUAUUUCAUCUAGUUUCAAGUAGUAUUUCUGCGUCACACUCGCAAGUAUAUUGAAUUUGAGUAUGUUGUCUAGUAUAAAGUCUUGUACUUCUGAGUAUGUACGUGCCAGAUAGAUCUCCUGAAGUCGAAUUAGGAACUGUUCCGUAGUCAACGCAACACUUGUAGGGAUAAUCUCUGCGGUUUACAGACAGUCCUCGAAUGGUCCAGAUUUGUAAGUCUUGGUACAGCUUCCACAGGCCACAGCUAGCACAUAGGACGAGUUGAGGAUUUCCAAGAAAGCUAAGUACGUAGAUACAGGGGGGGGCAUGCGCAUGAUCACGAGGGCUACGUGUGGACGAGGGGUAUUCUUCGGAAAACAACGCUGCCGCAUGCUCGAGAAUCGCGCUUACCUAGCUCGAAAGAUGAGUACGUGAAAGUGCCUUACUAGUAUGCUCAUACAUUGUCUACAACUCAGAGAAUGAAAGGUAGUAUGAAUUGACAGAGACAAUCAUGAUCAUCUAAGAAGAACUACCAGUGUGAGCAGGAGCAACUACUGUAGCUCCACCUCCUUUCCCAUACACUUGCGGGAACAAGCCAACGCCAAGCGCAGCGUCGAUAUACGAAUAUUUAUAUUUUUUUCGAAAUUAAAGAAGAAGAAGAUAGUGUGCUGCACAAAGUCGCAACAGCGUCACCGCAAUAAUCCGUCCAAAGACUACAUACCAAAG
This is a messenger RNA of Amoebophrya sp. A25, 5905 nucleotides long. NCBI's taxonomy places the organism in Eukaryota, Dinophyceae, Syndiniales, Amoebophryaceae. The record is from the annotation of a GenBank genome assembly.